Messenger RNA from Lonchura striata (white-rumped munia), 3365 nucleotides. It is a transcript of the gene EMILIN2, whose product is annotated as elastin microfibril interfacer 2. Gene Ontology annotation, molecular function: protein binding. Lineage: Eukaryota; Metazoa; Chordata; Aves; Passeriformes; Estrildidae. The record is from RefSeq and is a predicted model, not a curated record.
GGCGGGACGGACGGAGGGACAGACGGACGGAGGGAGCCGGCGGAGAGGCACCGGCCCGCUGCGCUCGCCCGCCGCCCCAUGGAGCUGCGCCCGGGGCCCGCGCCGCCCUCGGGAUGGGCGCUGCCGCUCCUCCUCGCCCUGGGCGCCGCCGGGCUCAGCCACGGCACCCCGCACCUGCCGUACUCCCGGCCGGGCUCCCGCAGCAAGAACUGGUGCGCCUACAUAGUGAACAAGAACGUGAGCUGCUCGGUGCUGGACGGGACGGAGAGCUACGUCCAGGCCCAGUACAAGUGCGCCUGGAACCAGUUCCCCUGCGAGCCCACCCUUGUAUACCGAACGAGUUUCAGACCUCGGUACACAGUUGCAUAUAAGACAGUGACAGAGCUGGAAUGGAGAUGUUGUCCUGGCUACAAAGGGGAGGACUGCAGGGAAGGGCCAGCAGAAAAGCCAAACUCUGCUCGUCGUCCCACAACACCAGCGAAAGCUGUUGUGAAGAAAGGCACAGAUGCAGAACCAACAGAAGCGCCGGAGCCUCCACCAUAUGAGAAAAGAAUGCAGUUUCUUGAGGACGAAUUGUUUAGACUUACACGGUCUGUUAUUGAACUCCAGUCCUCCGUGGCAGGUGUGAAUGAAAACCUGAAGCUGACUGUACAAGAAGAUGCUAGCAAGAUGUUGGUCACUUGGCUGAACAACCUUUACGACCGCCCAGAGCCGGACAGUGCAGUUGGUGGUGAAACAGACACUAUUCAGCUGCCAGGACUCCUCAGCAAUAAAGAUCAAAAGGACCCUUUUAUUGAUUUUGAAAUGGAAGAUAUAAAAGCUGAGCUAGCUGAGGUGAAAGAAGCCUUGAAGAUGAGGAAUGAUGAGCUGGAGGAACUGAGUGGAAAAGUAAAGGGCUAUGAAGGACAACUAAAACAACUGCAGGAGGCAGCACAAGGACCUACAAUAACAAUGCCCCGUGACAAUAUAUAUCAGGACUAUAUAGACUCAAAAUUUGAGUCCCUCAGGCAAGAAAUAAUGGAAGGAUUUGAGAAGAAAAUGGCAGAUCUGAAGAACUCCUGUGACUAUAAACUGGAAGAUAUUCAGCAGCAGUAUGAUGAAAGUGAAAACAACUGUGUAGGGAUAAUUGAUGUUAUAAGAGGAAAAGAGAAUGACUUGAGGAAAGAAAUAGAUUCUCUCCGCACUCAGAUUCCAUCAAAUGAUUCCAGCUGUUGCAAGAAGGGUGAAGGAAAUGGCUUUGACCAACAGAUGAAAGAUUUAGAUAAGAAGAUUGACAGAAUUGUGGAAGCACAGAGGAUCUUGAAUGCUAGAAUAGAUAAUGAAAUAAUUAGAUUGUCAACUCCAGAUCUAGAAGAUGUGUUUGGUGAGAGGCUGGAGGAGCUAGAUGCAAGGAUGAAUAUUACAGAACGAAAUGCUGAGGAACAUUGUUUCUACGUUGAGGAGACUCUCCGCGGUGCUAUCGCUGCUGAGGUGGAUGAACUGAGAGACUUGUUUGACCAAAAGCUGCGGGCACUGGAGGUUAGGCUAGGCGGGACUAUUUUGGAGAUUGCCAACACCACGGACCCAGAUGGAAUGUUUGUUAAUCCUGAGCCUAUCUUGCCCAGCGAUGCAGGGUUUGCAAAUGAGCAGUUUACAGCAGAGAUGAAUGUUGUGAAGGACAAACUGCUGUCACUAGAACAGCUCUGUGGGCACAAAUGUCAGUCUGCACCGCGAGGUACGGAGGACCUUCAAAAACAGCUAGAAAAUUGUAAUGACAAGUACAAUCACUUGCUUUUGAAAACAGAGAAUAAUUCUGUUAUCCUGCAGUCUCUAAAUAGCUCUCUUAAUGAGAAACUCAACUUAAUUAAGGGUAACCAACGUGACAUCCAGAAAAUGCAGAGAGAUGUGCGUGUAUUCCGAUACAAUCUAAAUGCCAUUGAUAAAGAUAUGAAAAAUCUUCAAGAUGGCCUGAGCAGCUGCAGGGAGCAGCUUCUGGGUGUCAAUUCAACAUGCAGAAAAACACAAAGAGGUGUCUUCCGAAAAAUUGAUCAAAUGCAGAGGACGUUUGCAAAUCAAACUGCUCAUUCCAGUGAGAAUUGUUGUGGUGAAGUGAAAGACAGACUAGAACAACUGAAUGACCAUAUCCUGAAUGAUCUCAGCAAGUGCAAAGAAAAGACCCAAGGUGUCCAGGAGGGUGUUUCAGAUGUUGAGAGCAGAGUCGCACAUGUUGAAAAAGUCUGUGGCAAGCUGGACUCUGUUUCAGGCAGUUUGCAGAAUAUUAAAGAAGGUCUGAAUAAGCACGUGAGCAGCUUAUGGAACUGCAUCCGUGAAAUGAAUGGAACUAUAGCAUCUCAUUCCACUGAUAUUUCUGGCCUCAAAAACUCUGUCCAACAGUUUCAUAGUCAGGUUUCCAAAAUCACCACUGCCAUUGAAGGCGUGCUGAAAUCUCAGCCUGACACAAGGCGACCAGAAGUACCACAGCAGCCGUUGCCACCGAGGCCACCCAUGCAGCCCCAGCCUGGCAUAUCCCUGCUGCCAUCACGGCCCAGGAUACAGCCCCCACGACAGAGGAUCCCCCUCCUCCCACCACAGCUGAGACCUCCUCCACGCCCAGCUCUGCCAGGGUCAGCAGUUGUGCCACUUCUGCCUGGAACAACCGGCAUCAUCUUGGAGACUGGGGAGGCAGGACCUCCUGGCACGGUUUUAAUGUCUGGGAGAGGGCGUCUUAGAAGUGUGGAUGGCCAGGCUGGCCAGAGUACCAUGCCCAUUGCUGAGGGGUAUGCUGGAGCACCAGGAUAUCCAAAGUCAUCUCAUCCUACCACGGAAUCACAAGGACCUGCCACUGCUGCUGUGCCCUCUCUGGUGUCAUUUUCUGCUGGGCUCACACAGAAGCCUUUCUCCAGCGAUGUUGGUGUGGUUCACUUCAACAAAGUGCUUGUGAAUGAUGGGGACUAUUAUAACCCCAAUACAGGCAUUUUCACAUCGCCGUAUGAAGGGCGCUACCUGAUCACCGCCGUGCUGGCCCCGGAGAGGGACGAGUACGUGGAAGCGGUGCUGUCCGUCUCCAACGCGAGCGUGGCUCAGCUCCACACUGCUGGCUACAGAAGGGAACUGCUGGAGUAUCACAAACCCUACUCGGGGAAACAGACCUGUGGUGGUCCUGGGACGUUCCACCUUGUUCUUCACCUCAAAGCAGGAGACGAAGUAAACGUUGUUGUAACAGGAGGCAAAUUGGCCUACACAGACUCUGACGAAAUGUACUCCACGUUUAGUGGAGUUCUCCUUUAUCCUUCCAUUUCUCAUGUUUAGGUUUGAACCUUGAACAGGGGAGAAGGGUAAGAUAUUCAGAAGAAAUUAAGUGUAAUAAAAUUCAAAGCUUUAAUAUA